This is a messenger RNA of Cryptococcus wingfieldii CBS 7118, 3567 nucleotides long. RefSeq lists its product as hypothetical. The transcript has a single exon. NCBI's taxonomy places the organism in Eukaryota, Fungi, Basidiomycota, Tremellomycetes, Tremellales, Cryptococcaceae. The record is from RefSeq and is a predicted model, not a curated record. Bases 1 to 3567 code for a protein of 1188 amino acids. Gene Ontology annotation, molecular function: protein binding.
AUGCAGAAGGAUCGUAUACGGCUAUACUCUACUAGUGCUGCCCAAACAGUCGAUAAUCUGUCGCCCUAUCAAUCCGAGGAUUUAGACCAGCAGGGCGAAGAGCCGGAAUUGGAACGAUUCAUUGCCUCAGCCUCCGAAGUCCAAGACAACUCCCUUCCCCCGCCCUUGCACGCCGCUCUCGCCUCUGGUUCCCUCACCAGCGCUUCAGAAUUCGUUCGCUUGUUUGAACAGUACGACGCAGGCGAUUCGCCUGCUGGCGAAGUGAAAAAGGGAAAAGGAAAGGGUGUUUCGAGCACGUCAGAUAUGGGAGGGGUCAAACAGCUAGGUCUGAUAUUCGACCUCUUUCGCAAAACGGCCGAGGACACGCAGUGGGCUUGGCUGGAAAGAAAGAUGAGAAAGGUGCUGGAUUCCAAAUACACGCCGUCUCAAGGUAUCGCAACCGCCAUCAAAGGCUAUGCCCUCUUUGAGCUCGGUACCCCCGGACCCCAAGUCAUCGACGUCCUCCAAGGCGUCCUCCCCUCCAACAACUCCCUGCCACAUGCCAUCGCCGGCCUGCUAUACGCGCAAUUGGAUGAAUGGGAUCUGGCAAGAGAAGAGAUGUCGCGGAAUCUGAAAAUUGUCUUUGCCCUCAUUAUGGGCGAAGACAUGCAGGUCGAGCCGUAUCCUGCUAUCGACCGGAGACUGCUGUAUCUGUACGAAUCUGUAGUGCUCAAGGCGGGUAGAAAUCAUGAUCUCGUCGAUAUCAUACUCCACUCUGCGUCGCCGCGUAUGCGGUAUCAUCUUCUCGGCCAAGCUCGAUUCGAUAAUAGGAUAUCUGCUUUACAGGUCGUCGACAUUUUUGGCCGGGCGGUAUCUCGUAUCACGAACCCUGCGCAGUGGUGGAUCGACGAAUACAUCACGACGCCUACCAAAGACAUGGUGUGGAUGGGUUCUUUCAUCGUCUCGGCUCUAUCGCAGGAUAAGACCAGGCUUGGAGAAGCACUGGCUCUGCACGACGAAAUCAUCUCGCGCCAGAUCCACAUCACUCCCAGUAUCUCCUUCUUCAUUUGCCAACAAAUGGCCAUCUACCGCAUCCCCUCUGCCCGGGCCACGUUCCAUCGCAUGUUGGAGCUUCAUCCCAACCCGCCCCGCACAUCUCUCCGCCGCAUCAUGCACUUUGCCGCUAGAGUGGGCUGGGAGGAGGAAGAAGCAAACGCUUGGGAUUUGUUGAGCGAAAAGGGUGUGCCGACGAUUUGGGAAAAGACGAUUUUGGCGAGUGUGUAUGCUUUCCAGGGGAGGGUGGAGUUGGUGAAGAAGGUGUUGGGGGAGAGGUUCCCGGGAUGGAGAGAUAAUGCCGAGGGGUUACAAGUGCUCUUUACGGCGUACAUCAACAACAACGAGGCUGCUCUGGCAGAGGAGACUCUUUUCCAAAUCGAUACCCUCUCCCCACGUCUUUACGUCUACAACACCCUCCUCCAACUGUACGCCGACCAGGCCAACCUCAUACCCGCCCUCGAGCUCUUCGACCGCCUCCUCGAACACCCCACCCUCCGCCCCACCAAACACUCCUACACCGCCCUCAUCACACUCUUUGCCAACCGCCGCGACCCAACGAAUGCGCACAAUGUGUUUGAGAGUAUGGCCGACGCAGGGAUCCAGCCGGACGCAUUGGCGUACGCCGCGGUGAUCAAUGCGGAGGUGGAGGCUGGGGACUGGUCGGAAGCUGCGAGGUCGUGGACGGAGGCGCCUGUGAAGGUUAGGGAACAUCGGACGGUGCUUUCGGCAGUGCUGAAAGCGCUUGUUUGGUUACCUGCUCCGACGGAGCAUGUGGUUGGGAUAUUCCGCAGGAUUCGGAAUCCGUCAAAGCAUGCUUGGGCGCUGGUCAUCCAGUCUGCGUGUGAUUCUGGGAAUAUGGAUUUUGCGAGAGAGCUUUAUAAUGAGAUGGACGUCGCUUCUCGCAGGGGUACGAGCCCCUCGCCGGACGUUUAUACGUUCUCCAUCCUCUUACAUGGGUAUAUGCGCGGGGACGACUCGGCCUCUGCCAGAGCAGUCUAUGAUGAGAUGACCGAGAGGGGCAUCUUGCCAUCGUCUGUCACGUAUGGUAUCGUCAUACAAAGCUUUGCCGACACCCGUGGCGCGCGUGCAUUGGAGCAAGCGCACGAUUUCGCCACGUCCGUCUAUCGUGAAGUGCAAAAAGGCAAAAUCGCAGAUGUCCGAUCCGACAAAUUCAACACGCGACGCAACAUCUUUACACCUCUCGCCAUCGCACACGGUAAACUACAAAACUGGGAACGCGCCCAGUCCUACUUUGACCUCAUCGACCCCACCGAAGAAUCGCUCGAGCCAGAGACAGACAAUUUUUUGGCGGCGUCGCCUCAGCAAAAGAUCAUCACUUGGUCUCAGCUCAUGGACGUGCACCGUCGUGCCGGCGAUGUCGAGCAGGUCGUCAAGAUCUGGGGCGACCUCUUCCGUUUCGCCAUCGAUGCUAUUCCGCUUGUCGCGAGGAAUGAAAGCGAAGAGGCUGAUAUGAAUCGGGCUUUUGCUGGGAGUAAUAUCAAUGUACCCGGCGGCGGUAAAAAUUCGCGCAAACGCAUACCCGAGUCUAUACUCUGUAUCCCCCUCUCCAUCGCGCUCGACUCUGUAUCGUCCGUCGGUGAUGGCAAAGCCGUUCGCAAACUGUGGUCGAGCGUUUCCCAUUAUCACUUUGGGUUUGACGCUGCGAAUUAUAACCACUAUGCGAUAGCACUGGCGAGGACGGGGGAUGUGGAAGGGGCGUUCAGGAUCACAGAGAGAGUCUUGAUGCGGCGGUUCGCGAGGAUCAAGUUCCGCGGCGAUGCUGCUCUGCGCGAGAAGAAGAAGGAUCUGCGCCGUCAUUCUCGAGGUCAAUUCAUCCGUCCUGCCGUCUCAUCCAUGGACGGCUGGGACCACGAUGUAGAGGAAAUCCCAGAAGAGGAGGAAGAGGACUACGAGUUUGAAGAAGGGGAGAAUGAAGAUCUUCGAAGUGACCCUGAAGAAAUGUCGGCCGUGCUCGACCUCAAAGUCGACCCCGUCCUCGGCCCACCCAACAGGCGACACCAGUACCACUCGUCCUCCUCCCCCUUCCGGCCCCCUCACCUUCCCUCCUCUUCUGUGCACGACGCAAAAGAGUCAGUUUUGGGCAUGGUGGACAAGAUGGGCGGAGAGGACCCGGUGCCGAAGACGGUUGCUCUGCUGCAUAGGUGGAGACCGAGGGAUACGCUCUGGCGACCGAGUAUAUUGUUGAUGAACGUGCUGGAUAGUGUCUUUGGGCAGGUGGAGGAUUAUGGCGCUUCCCGCGGUUGGGUCUCGCUUCAAGAAAAAGCCCCCACCACUCCUCAGCUCGAAGAUCCCGAGCAGAGUCAAAGUCCCAGCCAGUUUCGUAAGAAAAAUGGCUUCCAAGGCACCGUCCUGCCUCUCUACGGCAACACCCCGAUCAAGGAUUAUCAGACGGGCAAGCCUUUGCCCAUCAGUCCGAGGGCGUUCAGGGUGAGGUUGGAGGAUAGGUAUGCGAAAGCUGUAGAGUUGGUGAGGUAUUUCAGGCGGAGAAAGGAGGAGAGGAGGAGUGAUUGA